This is a messenger RNA of Dracunculus medinensis (Guinea worm), 3558 nucleotides long. The record is from the annotation of a GenBank genome assembly. NCBI's taxonomy places the organism in Eukaryota, Metazoa, Nematoda, Chromadorea, Rhabditida, Dracunculidae.
AUGAGACAUUUUGGUGGUAUAUUUGGUAAAUUUCCCGAAGAAAUUGUCCAGAAAUUUUAUGGCUUAAUUAGCAGUCCAUCAGUUGUAAACACUUUUCAUGUUGUGUAUAGUUCUGUUUGGUACUUGGUCUUAGCUCUUGCACCAUUCAUUUCUUAUCUUCUUUCUUCCUCUAUCCCUUUUUCUCUAUGGAUAACCUUUAACGGACUUGCUUAUGAUGCUUUAUCUGAUAUAUAUACUGUCAUAGUUUGUGAACUUAUUGCGUUUGAUCUUUCCAGCAAUCUUGGUGACAUCAGUCGUUGUGAUUUGCAUGUUAAAUUACUUAAAUCAGUAUUGCUUUCUACUUGUUUUGAGAUUCGCAAUGGUGCAUUUCAAAAGCUUAUUCCUGCACUACAACGUGAUAAUCAACUUAUUCAUUGGAUCCUUCAUGAAUUUGCCCCUAGCCUCUCAGGUUGUGAAAAACCCGAUGAAACACUUUUGAAAGCACAACUUUUACUCGCUAAAUUAUGUGUUAAAAAUCAGCGAUUUGUAGGAAAAUAUCUUUCUUGGAAUUCAUUUAUCAGCAGAAAUACUGUUAUUUAUGCGUUAAUGCAUUCCAAAUUAGAGUUGCGACUUGGUGCUUGGAAUCUCAUAACUGAUCAUCCUAAGCCAACUUUUAAAAUAGCCAUCGAUGAAGUUGAUUUAUUUAAAGCUUUUCUUGCGAGCAAUUUUUGUGAGCAAAGUCCUGCUGCCCGGCAAAUAAUUUUAACUGGAUUGAAGAAGGCUUCCUUACCUUUGCCUUGUUUUUUUCAAUCUUAUCAUUUUCAGUCGGAAAUUUUAAUUGGAUUUUCAUUUUAUAUGAAUUUAACGACAUUGCUUGUACGUAUUAGAGAGAUCACGAAUUCAUCAGUGAAAUCUUGCACCAAAUUAGGUGAAUUCGAAUGUUAUGCUGGUUUUAUAGAGUGGCUUAGCAGAAUAUGUUUCGAUUCGUUGCAGCCUGGCGCAAAAUUUAAUCGUCGUUUGUUGGCUUUACAAUUUAUCAGUUGUAUCUUUAAGGAACCAUUUUUGUGGAUACCUGGAAAAGAAAUGUUUUUCCAAACAAUUUUGCCAAGGAUUUCUCCAAAUAGCUCGAUGAUUUCUUGCUUAAUUAAUUGUCUUAAUGAUUCAUUCGAACUUUGUCAAGAUAUCGCAUUUGAUUUGCUCACCUCGUGCGACUUUGUUACUGAUAUUAAUUUGGUCGAUUUUCUUGAGGACACAAAAAAGCUUUUAUUUUCUAUCCGCUUUGUUAACACAUUGGUCUGCGGUUAUCGUUUGCGCUAUUUUGUUUAUAAAGUACCAAGUGAAUUCUGCGGAAUUUUCGAUUUUCUUUUGGAAAUUACACAAGUGCGAUUGAAACUCUCGAAAAACGACUUGGUGAAUAUAGUUACCAAAGAAGGUCAACUUCAUCCAAUUUUGAAUGCUAUAUCUGUCUUAAUUAAUUGCGAAAAGUGGGAAGAUAUGAGUUACGAACGAUAUCAGUGGUGGUCAACAAGGUUAUUCGAUAAACUUAUGCCUAUAUGUAUUGAAAUAAGCAAUCUGCUAGCGCCAGUUGUGCAUUGUUUAUCUCCUGAAGGCUUUAUUCCUUGCGGAUUGCAUGUAAAUUUAUCUCAUUCGUUCGCUUUUUUGUCCACAGAUUAUGAUUCGGAUGAUUUUAUAAAUAGUCAAAAUAAUGGAUGUCAAAUAUUACUUUUGCCUAUUCCUUCAUUUCUUACUUUUGAAAUUCUUCAUGGAAUUCGCGAUUACUUUUGGUCACAGUUAACUGAAUGUAAACAUUUUGGUGUAAUAGAAAGUGCAGUUAACGGCUUUGAAAGCCUCUGUAAACGAAUGUGGGUAAUUGAAGAAUCAAAAUUAAAUGGAAAUUCAAUCAUCGAACCUGAAAAAUGGCUUUUUAAUAUUUUGAAGAUUAUUCGUGAUAAUGAAGCUUGUGAGAAUCUAUGUUUAACUCGUCGCAGUGCUGGUUUGCCACAUUUAAUCUGCUCCAUAUUGCGCACUGAGCCAUCUAAACGAAAUUCGAAGAGUUUGGAAGUGGCGCUAGAUUUCUUACUUAAUAUUCAUAAUUUACCCACAGAUUCAAAAAUUCAUUGUAUCAACAUUCUUCGUAUAAUUUUUCUUGAUUGCCGCUUGUCAAAAAAAAUGGUCGACAGAGCCGAACGGUCCUUGGCUCUUUGUAUUAUAUUAUUUGAUUCUCCACAAUGGUCUGUGCGAAAUUCUAUUUCUCAACUUUUUGCUGUCCUUAUAAUUCGCAUAUUUGGAGUAAAUCGUUUUGCGCAGCAAUUCUAUAUUCAUCCAAAAAAUCGUUUUUCUUCCUUAGAAUUUUUCAACAGAUAUCCAUCACUGUUUGAUAUUAUACAUUCACAACUUUUGAAUUCCUGUGGAGCGAGAUUCAGUGUUUUCGCUUUGCUUACAAUACUUAGUUAUCUUAAUCCUUCUAAUGCAGAUAAUAAUCCUUUUCCACUUUCCGCUUUCAUUUUUCCUACAUUAAAUAUUAUGUUGAAAUGUAAAUGUGAAAAAUUAAGGCAGCUUGGUGCGGCUGUUCUGCAUUCUAUAUUGACCCUCGAGUUAAAUUUAUUAAUUGGUUGUCUUACAUCUAUUAGCAUUCAAGCGCGAUCUCACAUUUACUGCAUUAUUUCCAAAAAUUUAUCCGAGAACUGGUGUAAUUAUAACAAAGCGAUCCUUGCCGAUCUAUCCAGCCAGUGCAAAUUCAAUUUGGAUGUUACUCAUUUAAAAUUAUUCUUAUCUGGUUCUGCUCCUUCUAUAUUCCGGCCAUUGGGGAGUUUGGUUGCCCGUACUUUAACAGGGAAUUCAAAUACCACUGAAGCUUAUGAGCUAAAGUCAUUGGUACUGAAUAAUCCUUAUCUGCGAUUCGAAUUGUGGCGAUCCAUUUCAAAACACUAUGAACAAAUAUAUUUAGACGAAGAUUACAUAGAAAAGGCAAUAUCUGAUCUAUCUGAUGCAAAUGAGGAUGUUUUACUUCAUAUUUUAAAUAUAUUGGUGAGGAUUGCAUCAGGAGAAUUUGGUGAGGGAGAUGCAGAUUUAAGAGGAAAACUAAAUUCUUUUUAUUGUUGGUUAUCCGGUAAACUUUUUAGAAGAAAAACAAUUCAAGAUUUGGCGUAUUUAUUGAACAUAAUAAUUUCUUCCACAUUUUCUGAUUACGAUUGGCUGGUGGAUUCUGCUGGAAGUGAAUCUUUCGAAUCAAGGUUAAUUGCAGUUAGAGCCAUAACGUGGUUGACAAAAAAAGAAAAUAUCGAUAUGAAUGAAGUUUUACGGUCGAGCAUGAUUCUUCUUCAGGAUGAAGAGCAAAAAAUAAGGGAAAUGGUCGCAAUUUGUAUUAGCGAAUUUCUCGGUUAUUCUCCACUAAAUUCUCAGAUCAUCAUCUGGAUAAUCGCUAAAAGUUUUCCUGCAUUAGCUGUACAAAUGGAUGAUGCAACAGCAGUUGGUGAAGUGCAGGAAGAACGUCUUUUUGAUGCUUGUUGUUCCAAUUCUUAUGCAGAAAAAUGCCUUAUUGGAAUUGAUUUGUUGGAUGACAUAUUAGUAUUAUUAUAA